AUGUCGGAAGGAAACUCAAAAAAUAAGAGCUCAUCUAAUAGAACUGAUAAAAAGGAACUCAUAGAUGUAAGUCAUAAACCAAACUAAAGAAUCGAUUAAUAUGAUUUAUUAACUGUUGGGACAUAGAAUUCUUCUAGGGGUAUUGAUAAGCAAGAAGUCAGCAGCAAAAGACAUUAAGAUAGCAGACAUCAUAGGUCUGAAAGUGAUGACAGCAAGGGUAAAAGUCGACACAAAUCUUCAUCAGUAAAAAAAGAUAAAAAAUCUAAGAAAUCUAGAAGUAGAAGUAAAGACAGAAAUGGACACAGAAACAGAGAUAGAGAUAGAAGAGAUAGGAGUCGCAGAAGAAGCAAUGAAAGCUAUAGUCGAUCAAGAAGUUCUAGUUAUGAUGACUACCGCAAUCAUAAAAAAUCGAAGAAAGACAAAAAGAGUAAAAAGGAUAAGAAAAAAUCUAGAAAGUCUCUUGAAAAAGAAGAAUAAAGGUAAAUGAAAGCAAGACUUGCAAAGGCGAGACUACUCGCAUCUAUCGCUGCUUCAAAUCUAGAAGAAAAUAGUCGAAGAAAUAUCGAUGAUGAUUUAGACAUGCCUGAAAUAGAAACUGACUUUGUUGAAAUCAAUCCAUAAAAUUAAACUGAAAAUUAAGGUUUAAGCCUUGAUCUGACUAAUCAUUAGUAGUCUCAGGAUGUUUCAAAGUAAUCAGAAAUCAAAGAUCAAAAUACCACCAGCAUUAAAACUGAUGAAGUCAAUACUAUUUCAGAGUAGGUUAAUCCAGAAGUAGAUGGAUAAGAAUCUAAGAUUGAUGAUCAAAAUAAGUAAGAUAAUUCCAAACCAAUUCUUUAGAAUCUAGAAAAAGAAAUCAAAAUUAUCAAUAAAAGUGAGUAUUUAAUCCCAAAUAAAUAGCAGCAGCCACACUAAAAGGGAAAGUUUUAAGUAAUAUUUGAAGGUAUUAAAAAUGGAAAUGGCCAUGGAAAUCAUAAUAACCUUAUUGUUGAAGAUGAGGAAGAAGAAGGUUAAAUUGUCGAGGAUUAAAAGAAAAAUCUCUUUAACAUAGGCAUUUAAAAGGAAAGCAAACUUUAAAAAUCAAGUAGUAUAUUUGAAAAGAAUGAUGAUAAGCCCACUAUCUUUAAAGCAGGAGCAUUAGUAAAUCAUAGAUUCACAGCUGCACCUGCUUAAUAAUAGGAAGAAGAAGAUGAUCCAUUUGAUGCUUAUAUGAAAUAAAUAGAAAAAGAUGCUGUAGCACAAUAAAAUAUUAGACAUCCAAAUGAGCCCGAAUAUGAAGAGGAAGAUUUCGGAUACGAUGAUAAUAUGGAAGACGAGGAAGAGGAAGUUUAAGAAGAGGAAAAUAAGCCAAAAAAUAUAGUAACUAUGGAUGAUAUCAUGAAUUAUGAUGAUGGAAAUUCUGUUUAAGAAACUUAAGAGGACAAUGAUGAAUUUUACUCGCAAUUCAUGAGAGAACUUAAAAGGAAAGACCUCAUGGAAAAGUUAAAGCAAGAAAGCAACUAAGUUAUUUUCAAUGAUGAAGACGAUAAAUAUAUUAUGGAUUUUGAAAAGGUUGAGGAAGAAGCAGAGUCUUAUCUUGAGAAAGAAAAAAGAAAGGCUGAAAGAAAAGAUUUGAAAGCAGUCGAUCAUGAAUAGGAAGAAUAUGAUAAGCUAACUAAGAACCUUUACAUUGAAACAAAAGAGAUUGCAAAUAUGACUGAUAAAGAAAUCUAAGAGUUCAGAAAAUUAAAUGGAGACAUCAAAGUAAGAGGCUUAAAAUGUCCAAAGCCUAUUAAUAACUGGUAUCAAUGUGGACUUCCUGAUAAAGUUAUUGAAGUUAUUGAGAAGAAAUAAUUUUAAAAGCCAUUUCCUAUCUAAUGCUAAGCUAUUCCUGCUAUCAUGAGUGGAAGAGAUGUUAUUGGUAUUGCUGAAACUGGAAGUGGCAAAACAUUGGCUUAUGUUUUACCUAUGAUUAGGCACAUUAGAGAUUAAAAGCCAAUUUAAGAAGGUGAAGGAAUGAUCGGUCUUGUAAUGGCUCCAACAAGAGAAUUAGCUUUCUAAAUAUAUAAAGAAUCGAAAUCUUUCGCAAAGGCUUGCGGUCUAAGAGUUGUUUGUGUUUAUGGUGGAGCUAAUGUUGCUGGCUAACUUUCAGAACUAAAGAGAGGAGCAGAAGUAGUCGUUUGUACUCCAGGGAGAAUGAUUGAUGUAUUAACUACCUCUAAUGGAAAGAUUACAAACCUUAAAAGAUGUAGCUAUAUAGUCCUUGAUGAAGCUGACAGAAUGCUUGAUAUGGGAUUUGAGCCAUAAAUUUCCAGAGUCAUGUAAAAUGCUAGGCCAGAUAAACAAUGUGUAAUGUUUUCUGCUACUUUUCCAAGAUAAAUAGAAAGCUUGGCUAAGAAAUGUCUAGUUUCACCAGUUGAAAUUGUUGUUGGAAACAGAGGUUAAACUUGUGCAAACGUUGAGUAGUUUGUAGAAGUGCUCAAUCCUGAGGAUAAAUUUUGGAAGCUAAUGGAACUUCUAGGGGAAUGGUAUGAGAAGGGUAGUAUCCUUAUUUUUGUUGACAAAUAAAUUGAGGCUGAUGAGCUGUUUAAAGAACUUUAUAAAGUUGGUUAUAAGGCUUUAGUUCUUCAUGGAGGGUAAGAUCAAACUGAUAGAGAAUUUACUAUCUAGGAUUUUAAAGAUAGAGUGAGAAAUAUUAUGGUAGCUACUAGUGUUUGUGCUAGAGGCUUAGAUAUUAAGCAUCUUCGUCUUGUAAUUAAUUACAUUUGCCCUAAUCAUACAGAGGAUUACGUUCACAGAGUGGGACGUACUGGUAGAGCUGGAAAUAAAGGUACUGCUUAUACUUUUAUUACUUAAGAUGAAUGCCAAUAUGCCUCUGAUUUGAUAAGAGCUCUUGAAAAUUCUGGUAAUAUAGUGCCAGAUAAUUUGAAAAAACUAGAAGAACUAUAUUAACAAAGAGUUCAAGAAGGUGAUAUUGAAAAGAAGAAAGCCAACUAAGGUUAUGUAGGCAAAGGCUUUGAAUUUAAUGAAAAAGAGAGAAACAAAGUUAAAGAUUUCAGGAAAGAACUCUCUAAAGCUUAUGGAGGUGGUGGCGAUGAUGAUGGAGAAGAAGCCGGCGAAGAAAUUGUGAAAAAUAAUAGUACAAAAGAGGACGAAAGAUAAAAAUAAGAGGAAUAGCAUUUGCACUACUUAUUAGAGAGAGAUCCCAAUGCCCGUAAAGCAGCUAUUGAAGCAGGAAACUAAGCAAGUAAAAAUGCUAUUAAAUAAGGAUUAUCUCAUGAUGAAGCAACCAAAGUAGCUAAAGAAGCCAUGUUAUAUGUGUUGAGUUAGUAUAGACCUACCACUGUAACAAUGGAAAAAGGACUAGAAAGUGCUUUGAGUAUUAGAGACUAAUUCGUUGAGAAAGAAAACGAAAAGAAUAAUAUAUUCACAGCUGAGUUAGAAAUUAAUGACUAUCCUUAGUAAGCCAGAACUAAAGCAUAAAGCAAAGACUUCUAGUAAUAAAUUUUUGAAAUGACUGGAUGCAAAAUUCUCAUCAAGGGUCAAUUCUUUGAAUUUGGUAGAAAGCCUCCUACAGGCUAGAGAAAACUACAUCUUUAUAUAGAGGGAUCAAGCAAAUAGGAAGUUGCAAAUGCAUAUAAGGAAGUAAAAAGGUUCAUAGAAGAAUCCUCAAUCAACCACUCACAAGUUAAUUAGCAAAAUUUACAGUUUUCUGGCCAGUUUGCUAAAUAUUGA
This is a messenger RNA of Stylonychia lemnae, 3711 nucleotides long. The record is from the annotation of a GenBank genome assembly. Lineage: Eukaryota; Ciliophora; Spirotrichea; Sporadotrichida; Oxytrichidae.